GUGAGGGAGCGGAGCUGGCGGAAGCGCCCAGGUAGCUGCGGGAUGGACCGCAGUCUGCCAAUUUUCUCCAUCCAAGACAGCCCCUUUGAGGAUACUCCCCUGGAUCAAAGCCACUACUGGCCAUCCCAAAGCCAGACCUGGCACCCCAAGACCCUGAGCCCAUCCAGGUCCCGGGGGUCCAGGCCCCCAGAAACUCCCAAGGCUCUGACCACAGGUCCCAACUCCUCUGAACUGUUUGAAGAGUCCUGGCCGUCCAGCUCAGGAACCCCUUCCCCACCCAGCACCACGGAAGGACAGAUGGGAGCCUCCCAACCACCCACCCUGGUUGACAGCAGGGAGUCUGUGGUGGCCAAGUACAUAAACCGGUUCCGCCAGGCUCAGCCCACAAGCCGAGAGGAACGCCAGCCUGCAGGCCCAACCCCAGCUGACUUUUGGUGGCUACGGCCUGGAUCUCCAGACACCCCCAGUCAACUUGCAGCAGCAGGAGCCAGGGAACCAGAAGGAAGACCCAACACAGCAGUCCCAACUCUUGCAAAGGUGGCCAGCGCAUCUCAGGCUAAGGCUGUGGCUCCCCUUAAGGAAAUGAAGCAGAGCCUCAACACAUGGAACUCAUCUCUGCUGGACCUGGAGACACUGAGCCUGCAGAGCAGAGCUGCCAGGCUGCUCAAACGCAGCAAGGCCUCCAUUUCCUCCUCCUCACUCAGCCCUAGCGAUACCAGCAGCUCCUCAUUCCCCGUCAGCUCUGAUGGGCUCUCUCCCUUCUCCGCGACCUUCACCCCUGACUCCAGCAAGGGCUCUGACCCCAAGGCACAUGUAACACCAGCACCUGCCCCCAUCCCUGCUCCAGCCCCGGCCUCCUCCCAGGCACCCCUGCGUCCAGAGGAUGAUAUUCUAUACCAGUGGCGGCAGCGGCGGAAGCUUGAACGGGCUCGAGGAGGGCAGGGUGAUGGAACCUGGGUACUACCCCGGACUCCUUCCCUCACCACUCUAUCUGGUCCCUGGGUAUCUCUCGGGGCCAUUCCUCCCACGCCCUCUACCCCUGCGCCUCCGGCUGCCACCUCGGCACCCGCAGCCUCCACCCUCCCGCCCCCAGCCGCCCCCCAGGAUCCGCCCACUCCUGUUCCAAGCAGCCGGGCGCAGCCCGAGAAGCAGGGCCCCAAGCCUCGGAGUAGGGGAGCCCCGCGCCAGGAGUCCGCUGGGACAGUCGUGGCAGCUGACGAGGGGCCUGGCCCGCAGCUCAGAGGCGCCCUGGGCCAAGUAGUAUCCGCUCGGCUCUUCCCGGACAGCCUGGAGGACACGCCCCCUCACCUUGAGGGCCCACCUCUGCCCGAGGCUGGAUCUCUGAAAGUCAAGGCCACACACCCCCAAACCAAGAUUGCGCCAUCUCGCUCAGAGGUCACUCCCCCUCCAUCUGGAUCACGAUUUCCCAAAGCACAGACUCCGCCAAAUCGGUCUAAAGCCGAGUCUCGGAAAGCUCAGGCCACGCUCCCCCUAGCGGUGUGGGAGCCUCGGAAAGACAAAGACACUCCCUUGGCCGAAGCUGGGUAUCCGCCGCCCAAGGUCCUGCCCCCUCCAGCUGAGGAGGCGUCCACUGGCCCCGAGGCCCCGCCCCCUUCCCCCAAGGCGGGGCCUCUCGAGGAGGUGGCUACGCCCCCGACCGCUGCUGAGCACGCCCCCUCAGGAGAUCUGCUCUGCCAGGCUGCCCGACUUCUGGAGGCGGCAGAAGACUCUGACGGCAGCGAGUUCCAGGACGACCCGGUACUUCAGUUGCUAAGAGUUCAGAGGGCCGAGCUGAGACGGCAGAAAAGGGAAGUGGACGCCCAACUAUCCCUCUUACUGGAGCACACUGAAGACUCAGGGACUUGGUCUCCUCCAACCAGGUCGCCCCCCAGGUCCCCAGGAAGGCGGCCGCAGAGGGGAGGAGCUUCUCUUGAGAACAGAUGGCGCUGA
Odobenus rosmarus divergens (Pacific walrus) is the source of this 1950-nucleotide messenger RNA. RefSeq lists its product as uncharacterized. The transcript has 11 exons. The coding region runs from base 43 to 1950 and encodes 635 amino acids. The record is from RefSeq and is a predicted model, not a curated record. Lineage: Eukaryota; Metazoa; Chordata; Mammalia; Carnivora; Odobenidae.